AUGACGUUAAAACUAAGGUUACUAGUAGGUACUGUAGCUGUUAUUAUAUCUGUUGUGUACUCUGGAAGGCAUAAUGUUGAAGAGAAAGAGCCUUUGGCUAGUCUACAUACUGAAAGAUGUAAGUUAUGAAGGGAAGAGUACGGUAGGGCAGGGUAAGAUAGAGUACGGUAGUGUUGAGUAGGGCGGAUUAGAGUAUAUUAGGGUAGGGUAGUGUAGAGCAGAGCAGAAAAGAAUAGAGUAAAGCCUCAAAAUUCAAAAUUUUAAAAUUCCAGCCAUCAGACGUAUCGAAAAGAUUGGCAACGCCCUAGUGACCGAACUAACCCUGGAAGAGUUCUUUGACAAACAUUACCCAUCACCUCAAGUCGAUGUUGAGACAUUGGUCAUUCCAGUUCAUGGAAUUUACGAUAUCAAUCUGCCUCCAGAAGCCUUCUACGCUAGAUGUUUGGAAAACGUAAGAAAGGCGUGGCCUCACGUCAAGCUGAUCCAUCUUCAAGGUGGUGAAUAUAUCUACUAUCCGGAUAACUCGGUAUGUAUUAUGUCAAUGAUAAUUAGGGUUAGCAGGUAUUUUUAGCUUAAAAAAGGUCAUAAUUUUUUGGACGGGAUAUUUGUUUUUAGGCGGGGUAAAGAAAGUUUUUUUUGGGAAGGGGGGGGGGGCGGGGUCAGGGUAAAUAUGGUAAAUAUUCAGAAAUUUUUUUUUCUUGUGAACAAAACAAAUUUUAAUACAAAAAAUUUUGGGCAGGGUAAAAAUUCUUUGGGCGGGGUAAAAAAUUUGUUUAAGGGGGGGGGGCGUAAACAUAAAAAAGAAAGUUUUUCUUGUGAAUAAACUAAAUUUUCUUAAAAAAACUUGGGUUAGGUAAAAAUUUUUGGGCGGUGUAAAAAACUUUUGGGGGUGGAUAAAUUUAAAAAUUUUAAAGAUGCAAUAUUUCGGCUUUGGGAUUAAACAGUAUAUAUAUUGUAAACAAGUCAUAAAAAUGUAUUUAUAUAUUUACAUAUUUUUAAGGACUCACCAGACGUGCUAGUGCCAGAAGCCAAGCAUUUGAAACGUCUAUUUGCCGCCAUUAUCUCACCUUUGAAGAAGUCGUCGAUUCGUGUCGGUCAAUGCGAUUUCCUCGACCAUUUGAUCUUCGAAAAGGAUGUAAGUACUAAUUUUAAAAUUCAGACCAAAUUCUUUUUGUUUACUUUUAAAUACGUAUUUUACUAUUCUUACUUUUUUUUCGAGCAAAAAGCUUUGAACAACUUCAUUUUAGCCGUGGUUUCUUGAAAAAAAGGCAAAAAUAUGAUGGAAAAGAGUGUUUUAUGCCAUUUUUAAAUAGAGAUUAAACUAAAAAUAGCUUUUUAUGUCUAUAAUAUUGUUUUUCAAACAUUUAUUUAUUGAAAAGUCAAAAAAGAAAUUGUUAAAAAGCCAAAAAAAGGGAUUAGCAGCGAGUGGUUUCGAUCCACCGACCUCUGGGUUAUGGGCCCAGCACGCUUCCACUGCGCCACGCUGCUACAGCCGUUUUCUCGUUUCUUUUCUGUUCUCAUGGGUUUUUGCUGUAUAAAUGGGGACGGUUGAGCUUAAAAAUAGUUUUAAAAUGUUAAAAAAGGUUUUUUAAAUAAAAUUUUCAGAAAAAUAUUAUUUUAUGCCUUUGGAGUUUAGUAUCAUAUUAUUCUUAGCUUAUUUUUAGACCUUUAGACACGUUUUUGAAGGCUUCAAAGCUAUUUCGAACAGUUUUUCAUAGAUAACAUAACGUUUUUGAUCUCUAAAACUUUAUAUCAUGCAUUUUUUAUUUAAAAUAUAAUUAAAACAAGUAAUAAUACGCCCGCUUUUCAGAUCUAUAUGUCCGAAGUUCUGAGCGAGCUCUUAGCCACCAAAGUUUUCGAAAAAGACCUGAUCAAGGCUGAUGUUGAUGUAGCCAUCUAUGUUCAUGGUGUCAAAUGCGUCGUAACGUUUGACUUUAACACGAUGGAGCUAUUCCGAUUGAAUGAGAAUGUUCAGAAACUCAUGCCAUCACUUGGAGCUCCAACUUCAACUCGAUGGAACUUUGGUCAUCGUCGAUUCGACGCCAACCUACCUCAACGAUGUAUCAAGGCAUCUCGUGGUAACUCGUCAUCGUUGUGUGUUCCGAAUACUGAUCGUCGAGUUGAUGUACAAAGUCAGGCUGAGGGAAAUCAUUAUCUUUGCUGUGAUUUUUGGGCUUAG
Molecule: messenger RNA, 2179 nt
Organism: Bursaphelenchus okinawaensis
Lineage: Eukaryota; Metazoa; Nematoda; Chromadorea; Rhabditida; Aphelenchoididae
Source: the annotation of a GenBank genome assembly